AUGGCACCAUCCCAACCCAGCGCACCACCCACACCAACCAUCUCACCAGCCUACCCCUUUCAGUGCAUCUGUGCGGAUUAUUUCCACUACAAAGGAUCCAACUAUCUCGUAAUCGUAGACCGUUACUCUAACUGGCCUAUUAUCGAACGAGCCAAAGACGGUUGCGACGGACUAAUCAAUUGCCUACGUCGCGUCUUCACCACCUUUGGGAUCCCAGACGAAUGCGCUACUGACGGCGGACCAGAAUUCACCGCCGUCAAAACACGGCAGUUCCUCAAACAAUGGGGAGUACACCACCGCCUCGCCUCCGUUGCAUUCCCGCACUCAAAUUGCCGCGCGGAGGUUGCCGUUAAAACUGUGAAACGCCUCAUCACGAACAAUACCGGCCCCACUGGUAGCCUCAACACAAACGCCUUACAAAUUGCUGUUCUACAAUAUCGUAACACGCCUGAUACCGACACGAAAUUAUCACCGGCCCAAUGCGUCUUCGGUAGACCCAUUAAGGAUUUCAUACCAAUUUUCCCCGGCCGUUAUAGGCCACACGUCACCUGGAGGGAAACACUCAAUGCUCGCGAGGAGGCUUUACGAAACCGGCACAUGAGAGCGGCGGAACGUUGGUCAGAACACAGAAGAAGAUUACCACCUCUGUCCAUUGGACAUCACGUAAGAAUACAGAACCAAACAGGACCGUACCCUACGAAAUGGGACAAGACUGGAACAGUCAUCGAAGUCCUUCAACACGAUCAAUACCGCGUGAAAGUCGACGGGUCCAACAGAAUUACACUAAGAAACAGAAAAUUUCUGCGGCAAUUCACACCUGUACAAGAGCAGUUACCCAAAUAUACUAUUGAUACGGACCUGCUGCUGAUACCAAAAGUCUCAACGGAGAACCUUACUCCCAACAAAAUGACAGCCAGCAGAAAACAAACACCGUCAUUACCAUGUCUAAGACCGGCGACACAGACUGAUACCCUGGAGCCAGCACCACUACCGAGCACAGAUACCGCAGAUGGAACUUCACCACACGCAACCAAAAUACCUGAAGAUGCCAGUGAACCUACACCAGCGACCACAAAGCCAAGCAAGAAAGCACCACUAGCUCUACGCAGAUUACUCGAUUUCAACAAGAAAGGGCUGUUAGAAAAGUGA
Molecule: messenger RNA, 1149 nt
Organism: Xenia sp. Carnegie-2017
Lineage: Eukaryota; Metazoa; Cnidaria; Anthozoa; Malacalcyonacea; Xeniidae
Exons: 1
Coding region: 1-1149 (382 amino acids)
Biological process (GO): DNA integration
Molecular function (GO): nucleic acid binding
Source: RefSeq, a predicted model, not a curated record